Messenger RNA from Esox lucius (northern pike), 990 nucleotides. It is a transcript of the gene exosc4, whose product is annotated as exosome component 4. Gene Ontology annotation, cellular component: nuclear exosome (RNase complex); nucleolus; cytoplasmic exosome (RNase complex). The record is from RefSeq and is marked provisional. NCBI's taxonomy places the organism in Eukaryota, Metazoa, Chordata, Actinopteri, Esociformes, Esocidae. Gene Ontology annotation, biological process: U4 snRNA 3'-end processing; rRNA catabolic process; nuclear mRNA surveillance.
GCGUCUGAUCAAACAUGGCAGGUCUAGAAUUAUUGUCAGAUCAAGGAUAUCGUCUUGAUGGAAGAAAAGCUACUGAAUUGCGCAAAGUACAAGCUCGUAUGGGUGUUUUUGCCCAAGCUGAUGGAUCUGCAUACAUAGAACAGGGAAAUACCAAAGCGCUGGCAGUUGUGUAUGGACCACAUGAGGUGCGAAUGUCCCGCAGCAAGACCCUCCAUGAUCGUGCUGUCAUCAACUGCCAGUACAGCAUGGCAACCUUCAGUACAGCAGAGAGGAAAAGGAGACCCCACGGGGACCGCAAAUCUACAGAGAUGAGCCUACACCUCAAGCAGACGUUCGAGGCAGCAGUGUUAACUAAUCUAUACCCACGCUCUCAAAUAGACAUCUAUGUCAAGAUCUUGCAGUCAGACGGAGGGAACUACAGCGCGUGCGUAAACGCUGCCACACUGGCAGUGAUCGAUGCAGGCAUUCCAAUGCGUGACUAUGUGUGCGCUUGUACAGCCGGCUUUGUGGACGAGACACCGUUGGCAGACCUGUGUCAUGCUGAAGAGAGUGGAGGGGGCACUUCGCUGGCCCUGGCACUACUACCCCGUGGUGGGCACAUUGCCCUUCUACAGAUGGAUGCUCGACUUCACCAGGACCACUUAGAGACCCUGAUGGAGGCAGCCAUGACAGCCUGUAAGGGUGUCAGCAAAGUGUUGGACCAGGUGGUGCGGCAGCAUCUUCAGGAAGUGUCUGCGCUGACCGGAGAGUGAUGUGGGCUAAUUUGGACUUCUGGUGAAUUCUGGCCUGAGGUUAAUGACCAGGGAGGAUAGAGGAGCAAAGUAUGCUUUUUUUUGUUGGUGUGAUUUACACAGUCAAGAGUUUGUAAUCAGUUCCUAUAAAAAAGGACUUAAGCCUUAAUGUAUUAUGUUUUUGAAUAAUAUUAACUUGACCAAAAUUAUUUUUCAAUAUAAGAAUGUGGGAUUGAGUAAAUUAAUCAGAAAAGAUUCU